Messenger RNA from Paramormyrops kingsleyae, 3924 nucleotides. It is a transcript of the gene polr2b, whose product is annotated as RNA polymerase II subunit B. Lineage: Eukaryota; Metazoa; Chordata; Actinopteri; Osteoglossiformes; Mormyridae. The record is from RefSeq and is a predicted model, not a curated record. Gene Ontology annotation, molecular function: DNA-directed RNA polymerase activity; DNA binding; ribonucleoside binding. Gene Ontology annotation, biological process: DNA-templated transcription.
GAGGCUGCCGGAUGUGACGUAUGGCAUACAGCGACCAUCGAUAUUCUAGCAUUUGGUUUUUGCUGUUACCGCUGUUAACUACGCAAGGGGAAGAGUAUAAUAAAAGACAAGAGAGGGAGAGCCAUAUAAUUUAAGCACGUUAGUUUUGUCUCUGAAGGAAAAUCUUUAUCCAUAAACAUGUAUGAUCAAGAUGAGGAUAUCCAGUAUGACGAAGAUGAUGAUGAAAUUACCCCCGAUUUGUGGCAGGAAGCCUGCUGGAUUGUCAUCAGCUCUUACUUUGAUGAGAAGGGCCUCGUGCGACAGCAGCUGGACUCCUUUGACGAGUUCAUUCAGAUGUCUGUGCAGAGGAUCGUGGAGGAUGCGCCGCCCAUUGACCUGCAGGCGGAGGCUCAGCACACGACCGGGGAGGUGGAGGAGCCGCCAAGAUAUCUUCUUAAGUUUGAACAGAUUUACCUUUCUAAACCCACACACUGGGAGAGAGAUGGGGCACCUUCGCCCAUGAUGCCCAAUGAGGCCAGACUGCGGAAUCUCACGUACUCCGCCCCCCUCUAUGUGGACAUCACCAAAACCAUCAUAAAGGAGGGGGAGGAGCAGCUGCAGACUCAGCACCAGAAGACUUUCAUCGGAAAGAUUCCCAUCAUGCUUCGCUCCACGUACUGCCUGCUGAGUGGCCUGACAGACCGCGAUCUCUGUGAGCUAAACGAGUGUCCACUGGAUCCCGGGGGCUACUUCAUCAUCAACGGCUCCGAGAAGGUUCUCAUUGCCCAAGAGAAGAUGGCCACAAACACAGUGUAUGUAUUUGCCAAGAAGGACUCCAAGUACGCCUACACGGCUGAGUGUCGCUCCUGUCUGGAGAACUCUUCCCGCCCUACCAGCUCCAUCUGGGUCAGCAUGAUGGCCCGAGGCGGCCAGGGUGUGAAGAAGAGCGCCAUAGGUCAGAGGAUCGUCUCCACACUCCCCUACAUCAGGCAGGAAGUUCCUAUCAUCAUAGUCUUUCGUGCCCUGGGCUUCGUGUCUGACAGAGACAUUCUGGAGCACAUCAUCUAUGACUUUGAUGAUCCUGAGAUGAUGGAGAUGGUGAAGCCCUCCCUAGACGAAGCCUUCGUGAUCCAGGAGCAGAACGUGGCCCUGAACUUCAUCGGGUCCAGAGGCGCCAAGCCCGGUGUCACCAAGGAGAAGAGAAUCAAGUAUGCCAAGGAGGUGCUGCAGAAAGAAGUGCUGCCCCACGUCGGCGUCAGCGACUUCUGCGAGACGAAGAAGGCCUACUUCUUGGGUUACAUGGUACACAGACUCCUAUUGGCUGCACUGGGCCGGCGUGAGCUGGAUGACAGAGAUCACUACGGCAACAAGAGGCUGGAUCUCGCCGGGCCCCUGCUUGCAUUCCUCUUUCGCGGAAUGUUUAAAAAUCUACUAAAAGAAAUCCGGAUCUAUGCCCAGAAGUUCAUUGACAGAGGGAAAGAUUUUAAUCUGGAGCUGGCCAUCAAGACGCGCAUCAUUUCUGAUGGGCUAAAGUACUCCCUCGCCACCGGGAACUGGGGAGACGUCAAGAAGGCCCACCAGACCAGGGCUGGGGUGUCUCAGGUGUUGAAUCGGUUGACAUUCGCCUCCACCCUGUCUCAUCUACGGAGAGUCAACUCCCCCAUUGGCCGCGAUGGCAAGCUGGCCAAGCCCAGACAGCUACACAACACACUGUGGGGCAUGGUGUGUCCCGCAGAGACCCCUGAGGGUCACGCUGUGGGACUGGUGAAGAACCUGGCGCUCAUGGCUUACAUCUCUGUGGGCUCCCAGCCAUCCCCCAUCCUUGAGUUCUUGGAAGAGUGGAGCAUGGAGAAUCUGGAAGAAAUCUCUCCAGCAGCCAUUGCAGAUGCCACUAAGAUCUUUGUGAAUGGAUGUUGGGUGGGCAUUCACAAAGACCCUGAGCAGCUGAUGAACACACUGAGGAAACUGAGGCGGCAGAUGGACAUCAUUGUCUCAGAGGUAUCGAUGAUCCGGGACAUUCGGGAGAGGGAGAUCCGGAUCUACACGGACGCAGGAAGGAUCUGCCGCCCGCUUCUGAUCGUGGAGAAGCAGAAGCUGCUGCUGAAGAAGCGACACAUCGACCAGCUGAAGGAGAGGGAGUACAACAACUACAGCUGGCAGGAUCUGGUAGCCAGCGGCGUGGUGGAGUACAUUGACACGCUUGAAGAGGAGACGGUGAUGCUGGCUAUGACCCCUGAUGACCUUCAGGAGAAGGGCGUGGCUUACUGUUCCACCUACACCCACUGCGAGAUCCACCCCUCCAUGAUCCUGGGCGUUUGUGCCUCCAUCAUUCCUUUCCCUGACCACAAUCAGUCGCCCAGGAACACGUACCAAUCUGCUAUGGGUAAGCAGGCCAUGGGAGUCUACAUCACAAACUUCCACGUGCGCAUGGACACGCUGGCACACGUACUGUACUACCCACAGAAACCCCUGGUGACCACACGGUCCAUGGAGUACCUGCGUUUCAGGGAGCUCCCAGCGGGUAUCAACUCUAUUGUGGCGAUUGCGUCGUAUACUGGGUACAACCAGGAAGACUCUGUCAUCAUGAACCGCUCCGCUGUGGAUCGUGGAUUUUUCCGGUCUGUGUUCUACCGAUCCUACAAAGAACAGGAGUCCAAGAAGGGUUUCGAUCAGGAAGAAGUGUUUGAGAAGCCUACACGUGAAACUUGCCAAGGCAUGAGACAUGCCAUCUACGACAAGCUAGAUGACGACGGCCUGAUCGCGCCGGGCGUCCGCGUCUCCGGCGAGGACGUCAUCAUCGGCAAGACGGUGACGCUGCCGGAGAACGACGACGAGCUGGAUAGCACGAACCGCCGCUACACCAAGAGGGACUGCAGCACCUUCCUGCGUACCAGCGAGACCGGAAUCGUGGACCAGGUCAUGGUCACGCUCAACCAGGAAGGCUACAAGUUCUGCAAAAUCAGGGUGCGGUCUGUUCGUAUCCCUCAGAUCGGAGACAAGUUUGCCAGUCGUCACGGACAGAAGGGUACCUGUGGUAUCCAGUACAGGCAAGAGGAUAUGCCGUUCACAUGUGAGGGAAUCACCCCCGACAUCAUCAUCAACCCCCACGCCAUCCCUUCUCGAAUGACAGUCGGCCAUUUGAUCGAAUGUCUGCAGGGCAAGGUGUCGGCAAACAAGGGGGAGAUUGGUGACGCCACGCCUUUCAACGACGCCGUUAACGUGCAGAAGGUCUCCAACCUGCUGUCCGAGUACGGCUAUCACCUGAGAGGCAAUGAGGUGCUUUACAACGGUUUCACGGGUCGCAAGCUCACCUCGCAGAUCUUCAUCGGACCCACAUACUACCAGCGCCUGAAGCACAUGGUGGACGACAAGAUUCACUCGCGUGCCCGCGGCCCGGUCCAGAUCCUCAACAGACAGCCCAUGGAGGGUCGAUCUCGUGACGGCGGACUACGUUUUGGCGAGAUGGAGCGCGACUGUCAGAUUGCCCACGGCGCCGCGCAGUUCCUCAGGGAGCGUCUGUUCGAGGCGUCCGACCCCUACCAGGUCCACGUGUGCAACCUCUGUGGCCUGAUGGCCAUCGCCAACACGCGGACGCACACCUACGAGUGCCGAGGCUGCCGCAACAAAACUCAGAUCUCUCUGGUUAGGAUGCCUUACGCCUGCAAGCUGCUCUUCCAGGAGCUGAUGUCCAUGAGCAUUGCGCCGCGAAUGAUGACCACCUAGAGGACUCGCCGUUCCCAGGCUGUGGAAUAUAAGUCACUGUAAAUGAGCAACGGCAGAUAUUGCUGUAUGUAGCGCAGCACUGGUGGACUGAACAUGGAAUCCAGCAGCUACAUGCUGUUCUUGUUCUCAUCUGUGUUGUUACAGUGUUUGUCAUUGUUGUAGAGAACAAGAAGAAUGUUAUUUUGUAAUAUGAGGGAAAAGUAAUAAAAUUUCAUUUUUAAA